UACGAGGAACCAGGCGUAUUCAGAUAAAUCGAAAAGCUUCUAUGCUUUUAUUUCCUAGGCUUAAACUUGAAACAAUGUCGACUCACUGAUCCAGUGCGUCUAGUCAAUCUGACACGUUUGACACUGGAGUUUCACCAGACUGAUCUGAAUUUAUAUAGCUCAGUGACUAUCAGCUCGAACGGCUCUCCGGAUGUGAUUAGGAAGAAUCUGACAAAGAGAGUGAGAACCGUGUAAAAUAAAAGUUUGAAAUUAUACAUUUCUUGAUAGUAUGGAUAAGUAUGUUGUUCGCGAACCUAGAAAUUCAAAUGACAUAAAGGCAGCAAAACCUGGCUCAUUGAAAUUGAAACAGAGCACGAUAAAAGCACUUCCGAGAGUUGUUGUCCUGGAAGAUAUUUUAAAACUACGGUUUUCACUGGAGAAAUACAACAAUGAUGCAGAUGAAAUAGAAAUAUUAGAUGUAUUGAAAAAGUUGGAAGAUAUGUAUCCUUGCACACAAGUCUUGAAACAGACCAUGAUUGGAAAGACCGUAAAAAAAUUUAGAACAUCAAAACAUCUAAGUGUCAGAAAUUUGUCAAGAAAUAUUGUAAAGAAAUGGAAAAGGCUUGUUAUUGAUGAGAAUAAGAAAAAAGAAAGCAUUGAUGUGCGUUGUGAUGCAAAAACAGAGUUAGUGAGAUGUAAAGCAAGGAGGAUGAUCUGUGACAGUUUGAAUUUAACAUUGCCUCAUUGUGGUACGCAGGAUCUUGAGAAGAAAUUAUUUGAAUCUUGUGAAAGAAGGAUAAACAACAAGUACAAACGACGUGUUCGCUCUAUAAUUUUCCUUUUUAAAGACGAAACGAUACAGGAAAAAUUUAAGCGGGAAAAAAUUAAUUCCCAAGAAAUCCUUAGUCGAUGUUUGUAAAAAAAGGCAGAUAGUGAUGUUAGAUCAUAAAGAGGAGAAGCUAUAUUUAUGAUGAACAUUUCACACGACAUGCUGUGAAUGUUCCUGUUGUACAGACCUUAUUAGCUAGCCAUGAAAGCCAAACAUUUGGAUGGAAAAUAUUGGUAAUUUUCCAGCACAGUUAAAUAACUUUUGACUUAAAUAUAUUGUAGCUUAGAAUUAUAGAUUAUAUGAAGAAGAUCGAAAUGUAAAAUUUUCUUAUGUAAUUCAUACACUCUCUUAUAGCAUGUAAAUAUGUUAUUUGUAAUUUUCCUCUUCACCAAAGUACUAAUGUCUAAAGUUCAUCAAUUUUAAUGAUUUUAAAUGUAUUAUUUAAAGCA
Messenger RNA from Xenia sp. Carnegie-2017, 1257 nucleotides. Its product is annotated as transcription elongation factor A N-terminal and central domain-containing protein 2-like. The transcript is spliced from 3 exons. Gene Ontology annotation, cellular component: nucleus. Lineage: Eukaryota; Metazoa; Cnidaria; Anthozoa; Malacalcyonacea; Xeniidae. Gene Ontology annotation, biological process: DNA-templated transcription. The record is from RefSeq and is a predicted model, not a curated record. The coding region runs from base 269 to 898 and encodes 209 amino acids.